This is a messenger RNA of Achroia grisella, 1579 nucleotides long. RefSeq names its product rhomboid-related protein 2 (gene rho-4). The record is from RefSeq and is a predicted model, not a curated record. Gene Ontology annotation, molecular function: calcium ion binding; serine-type endopeptidase activity. The transcript is spliced from 7 exons. Gene Ontology annotation, cellular component: membrane. Bases 256 to 1383 code for a protein of 375 amino acids. NCBI's taxonomy places the organism in Eukaryota, Metazoa, Arthropoda, Insecta, Lepidoptera, Pyralidae.
GCGCAACGAAGUAGACGACUGUUAGAUAUUUUUUUCUUUUUCUUUACUUUUAUUUCUUAAGUCUUCGUAAACAGUCGUGUGAUUCAUUUAAUUUUAUUAUGAAAAAUCUAUUCAUUAAUAUCGGUUAAAACCAAUUUUACUGAUAAACUCAGAGUGAAUGAACGUGAAGUGUAAUUGUUGUUUUUGUGAAUGUGCUACUUUGUUUAGAAUUUCUUUGAUUUCUUUUUUUAAACUUGCCCCCGGGUGCAGCUAAAGAUGCCUGCUCGACAAGAUUCGGUCUCCAUCCCUAUGACGAGAUCUAAUUCGUACUGGCAGAGAAUAUUUAAUAAGUACGACAAAGACAACGAUGGCAAGAUAUCAUACAUCGAACUCAAAGCGAUCAUAGACUCGAGAGAGUACGAGGACGACUUACCCCCAAAUGUGGUACAGAAGAUCAUGAACCUGGCCGACCGGGACAACUCCGGGUAUCUAGACUUCAAUGAGUUCGUCGAAAUGAUGCACAACCCGGACUUGAAGAAUAUAUUUGGCCAUUUCGUGGCCAGAUAUGUCCACUCUAUUAUACCGCAGCGGAAUCCCGUGGACACUACAGACACGUGGACAGGGUUCCGACCGGUGCCGACGCGGGAUAGCGCCCAACCCCGUAGCACGACCAUCUUCACAUACACAGACGGCACAUACGAGGAGCAGUACACCUGCUGGCCACCAGCUGUCUGCAUGAUCUUCAUAUCCAUUGUGGAGAUCGCGCUGUUCUGCUACGACGCCUCCAAGGGCAAGACUGACGCCAACGGACCAAUAGCACAGAUCUUCAUAUACAAUCCACACAAGAGACAUCAAGCAUGGCGGUUCCUGACCUACAUGUUGGUGCAUGUUGGAGUGGUACAUCUACUAGUCAAUUUGCUGGUGCAACUGUUCCUCGGGGUCCCUCUCGAGAUGGUGCACCGAUGGUGGCGCGUGACACUGGUGUAUUUGGCGGGGGUAGCGGCAGGCUCCCUGGCGACCAGUCUCACAGAUCCCCACGUGUAUUUGGCGGGUGCAUCAGGCGGGGUGUAUGCAUUGAUUGCGGCGCAUAUAGCUACUAUCAUUAUGAACUGGAAAGAGAUGGAGUUCGCCGUGGUUCAGCUCCUGGUGUUCCUUCUUCUGGCCGGCGUGGACGUCGGCACCGCCGUCUACGACCGGUACUGGAGGAAUAUGAACCAGAAUAUUGGUUACGUUGCUCAUUUGGCUGGCGCAGUAGCUGGUCUGUUAGUAGGCAUUGGAGUGCUUCGUAACCUGGAGAAGAGGAAAUGGGAGAAACGGUUAUGGUGGGCAGCGGUGGUGCUGUAUGUCUCGCUGAUGAUUGCGGGCAUCCUCGCCAACAUCUUCUGGACCUCGAGGUUUCCUUAAUGCGAUAUUUUGUAGGCUAUAGGACGCUUGAACAACGCAUAUUUAUGUAUUAUUUAUUAUAGUUAUAAAUAGUUAAUGACAGUUAGGAAUAUGGAUACGAUUGUGAAACGUUUUGUUCAAAUGUCACGUGAUUUAAGAUGGAAGGUCAGAUUAUUUUUUAAAACUAUGUUCGUUUCUGCACGGUAUCUCAUUCAUA